Molecule: messenger RNA, 1101 nt
Organism: Gastrolobium bilobum
Lineage: Eukaryota; Viridiplantae; Streptophyta; Magnoliopsida; Fabales; Fabaceae
Product: chloride conductance regulatory protein ICln
Exons: 7
Coding region: 62-748 (228 amino acids)
Biological process (GO): mRNA cis splicing, via spliceosome; chloride transport; spliceosomal snRNP assembly
Cellular component (GO): pICln-Sm protein complex; plasma membrane; methylosome
Source: RefSeq, a predicted model, not a curated record
AACCCCUUGAAAACCCUAGACCUGAGCAACUAACUGAGGGAGGGAAAAGCAGAAAAAAGGAAUGGGUUUGGGGGUGAGAGUGUAUAGCGGAGAACCUGUCCUCGAUAGUGAGAAUGGGGAGGAGUUGAUGCGUGUGCAACCUGGCGUAGACAUAGUGUUGGGCAAUCUUCCUCGUGAGUCACACGGCACGCUCUAUAUUACUACCAAGCAAAUUAUAUGGUUGAGUGACGUAGACAACACUAAAGGAUAUGCUGUUGAUUUUUUAUCCAUAUCACUCCAUGCUGUCUCAAGAGACCCAGAGGCCUACCCUGUUCCUUGUUUAUAUACCCAGAUUGAAACAGAAGCAGAUGACGAGGAUAAUUCCGACAACUCUGAUUCAGAAUGCAAUGGUGUCCAAGAUUUAUCCAACAUCAGAGAGAUGAGGCUCGUUCCAUCUGAUCCUACUCAAUUGGAUGCUAUGUUUGAAGUUUUCUGUGAGUGUGCUGAGCUUAAUCCAGAACCAAAUGAUGAGGAAGGAGAAGAGCAUGAUUGGGUUUUCAGCGCUGAUCAGAUGGAAGAUGAAAAAGCAGGUAUAUGUGGGGGCUUUAAACUUGAGGAAGGUUAUAUCUCUCAGAAUCCAGCCAACUCUCUUGGUCACUCAAAUGGAGACCAUGACCUAGCUCGUACGGUACUUGAGCUUCAAAUCAAUGAUCAACGGUUUGAGGAUGCAGAUGAGAUCGAGCAUGAUGUAGAUGGCACCCAUCGUUGAUGCCCGUGUUUUCCUCAAAAUUGCAUAUUCUAGUGUUGUCCAAAAGUCAUACCAAGUGUUUGUUAUGCAGUCCUGUUCUAUAUAUGUAAACUAAACAUUUGACUAGAUGCGUAGAGUGGUUUACUUGAACCUUUUUCUCCUUUUUCUAUAUAGAAGAAAGCAGCUGAAUAUUGACUAUAAAGCUGUGAUGCCUCUUUAUGUGGGAGAAAUUUCCGAUGCCGAUAGGAUUUGCAACUUUGUGUAUAACCUCGUAGCAGGUUCAGAUAGAACCAGGGUCAUUCAUUCAGUAGACUUAACCUUGUUUGGAUUAUUUAUGGAGAACUGUUUUGCAAUCAGUUUCGCUACAGCGCCCG